AACAAUUUUACCCAGCCUACUGAUAAAUUAACUUAUCUCAGGUACAUUAAUGCUCUCAGCUUCAUAAAAUGAAGAAAAUCAGUUUUGGUAAAAUAUCCUUAUCAAAUUCGCUUCCUGACAAAACUUCAUCAUCAAGCAAUUCUUCCGGGUUUGGAGUAAUAAAGGACAUUAAAGGGUCAGACAGUAGUCCUGUUUCAAUUACAAAUAGUGGACAUGAUAGCAAGCCAUCAUCUAAACAAGCCAAGAAAUUUGAUGUUGAUCAAAUGAUGAACGAUUUCAAUAAGAAGGUUGAAAAAACGAAGAUAAGUGUUUUCAAUCAGGUUGUUGAUGAUGAAGAGGACGAUGAUUAUACAAAAAUGUCUGAAAUAAUGGGUUUUUCAGGAUUUGGAAAAGUGGCAAAGAAAAAGCCCACUCCUAGUAAAGAAAAAAAGGUAUCGACAGUUGAAAAAACCAAUCCUGCAGCAAAAAUUACUGAAUCAGGGCAAACAGCAGCCAAAGAGACAGCGCCAGAAAAUUCGAGUAUUGAAGCAGUGAAGAAAAAGAAUCUGUCCGAUGACGAUUUUUCAGAUAAUGAUGAUGAUUCUGCUAAUACCAUAGGAAAAGAGCUGUUACCAAUAUCUCAUGAAAUCAAACUUAACCAUGCUUCCAAAGCUGUAUCAGGACUGGCAUUAGACCCUGCUGGUGCAAGAUUGGUUACUGGGAGUCAGGACUUUGAUGUGAAGUUUUGGGAUUUCAAUGCUAUGGACUCCAGAUUCCAAUCUUUCAGAACAAUUCAGCCCAUGGAAAAUUAUCAUAUCAGAAGCAUUGAGUAUAGUAUAACUGGAGAUUUGCUUCUAAUGUCUGGUGGUGGCCCCCAGGCUCAAGUUCUGGACAGAGAUGGAAGUCAAGUUUAUGAAUGCAGAAAGGGUGAUCAAUACAUUGUUGAUAUGGGGAGAACUAAUGGUCAUGUAUCAUCUCUUUAUAAUGCUGUUUGGCAUCCCAAGGAUAGAAACAUCUUCAUGACAUCCUCCUCAGAUUGUACAGUUAGAUUUUGGGAUAUAAAUGUCACUAAAAAUCAGAAAACGGUUAUUAAACUCAGGGGUUCAGAUGGUAAGAAAGUCAGUCCAACCCAUGCUGUGUUUAGUAAAGAUUCCUCAAUGAUUGCAGUUGCUACAAUUGAUGGUGCCUUAUCGUUAUAUCCAACUAAAGGACCAUUCAUUCGACCAAAACUUUCAAAUAAAACUGCGCAUGUAAAAACCACAGAAACAAGUUGCAUCAAAUUUUCUAUUGAUGGAAACCGACUUUUAACAAGAGGCGGCGCAGGUGAUGAUACAGUUAAGUUAUGGGACUUGCGAAAUAUGAAAAGUCCUGUGAAUACCGCAAAUAAUUUAGACAAUGUUUUCGUGGGAACGGACUGCUGGUUCAGUCCUGAUGAGAAAGUUGUAAUGACGGGUACCUCAGUCAAGCGGGGAUCAGGGGAACUUGUAUUUUUAGACACCAACACGUUCGACGAAGUUUACAGGUUCUCUGUUGGGGAAUCGAGUGUUUCAAAAAUAUUGUGGCAUCCCAAGUUGAAUCAAAUCAUAGUGGGCUGCAGCAACGGUAUUGUCAAGAUGUACUACAGUCCAGGACUUAGCUCACGUGGGGCACUUUUAUGUGCAGCAAAGCCCCGCCGAAGGCAGGUUAAAAACGAUGAAAUUCCCACUGGACUCCAACAGCAAGUUAUCAACCCAUACAGUCUGCCAAUGUACAGAGAGCAGAGAUUCCUUUAUGCCAAACGGAGAAAAGACAAAUCAAGGAAAGAUCCUGUUCGAUCAGCUGCUCCAGACAAACCUCUAUAUGGUUUGGAUGCUCAUAAGACAAAAGGUUGCAGUUUAGCUGCGUUUAAAUCAAAAGAGAUAGCAUUGGAUACCCACGGUCCCCCAGCUGAAGAAGAAGAUCCAAGAGAGGUCUUGCUCAAAUACGCAGAUAUUUGUGAGAAGGAUCCGUAUUGGAUUGCUCCGGCUUAUGGUCCAGAAAGUAAAAAUAUCUACCAAGAGGUAACUGAGGAUACGCUGAGUGAGGAACCUGUUCCUAAGAAACCUAUGUAUUUUUACCAGAAAUGAUCGAUCAGAAAAUGUUGUCCCUCUUUGUUUCACAGUGUUUCAGUCAAGCCUAAUUCAAACACUCACAAUGGCGUGUUAAAUUGAAUUGAUUUAACUAUUUAUAGUAUUUUCACCUUCUAUUGAUUUUAUACAAUACAUUGACGUAUUUGAAUAUGCAA
Messenger RNA from Bolinopsis microptera, 2242 nucleotides. Its product is annotated as WD repeat-containing protein 70-like. Lineage: Eukaryota; Metazoa; Ctenophora; Tentaculata; Lobata; Bolinopsidae. Gene Ontology annotation, molecular function: protein binding. The record is from RefSeq and is a predicted model, not a curated record. Gene Ontology annotation, cellular component: nucleus; site of double-strand break.